Messenger RNA from Kickxella alabastrina, 1946 nucleotides. RefSeq lists its product as uncharacterized. NCBI's taxonomy places the organism in Eukaryota, Fungi, Kickxellomycota, Kickxellomycetes, Kickxellales, Kickxellaceae. The record is from RefSeq and is a predicted model, not a curated record. The coding region runs from base 78 to 1796 and encodes 572 amino acids. The transcript has a single exon.
UCUCACUCUACAUACUGAACUCAUUAUAUAUUUUUGCAUUGACACCACCAGCCUAUUACCCAUUUUUAUCCAUUGCCAUGACCAACGCCAACAAAGUUACUGUUGCUGCUAGCCGCAUGGCGGAAGUAAUUAUCCGCGAAAUACUCACUUACGUCGCCGACUGCUCGUUGGAUAUUACGAAUUGGAAAAAGUGUCUUCCAAUCCUAGCCGUUUGUCGCAAUUGGAGAGAAGCUGCUUGUCCUAUUGCGUAUCGCACCGCGUAUAUUGAGUACAAAGGACAUCGCCGAUGCAUUAUACUGUGGCCAGAAAGCCUGUGUACUGCUGAGGCUUGGUCCAACAAUAUUCAAUUGGCAUAUGUGACUGGAAACUUUAAGUACGUGAGGAGUUUUCAUUUUGGAUUAUACACGCACUCAGUUAUCGGGUGUUUUAUUGAUAAUGCUCAGCAACUGCUGCAGCUGCAAUAUCUCGACUGGUCCAAUGUUACGUCUCUGAGCUAUAGAGGUUUAUUGGAUAAUCCCUCGUUUGAAGAGACAGAUACAGUUGACCAUAUGAUUGAGCUGGUUGCAUAUCACUUGACUGGAAUUGAACAUUUAAAUGUCAAAUUAUUUGGCGUAUUCGCUGGUAAGCCCGUUGCUCAGCAAGUUUUAGUUGAAAAGUAUGCAAGGCAGCUAAUGACUCUCAAAUGCAAUACUAUGGUUAAAGCGCCUGAAUGCGGGUUUUCAAAUAGGUUGACUGCGCUGUCUAUCGGGCUACCUAAAUACCACGCACAAUUAUUCUCGAGCAUUGAUACUCGAACUCUGAAAAGGCUGUGUUUAACUAAUGUCCGAGAAACGUUUAAAUGGAUGUACACUGAUAAUCAAAAUACAAAUCGACUGGCAGAGUUUCCCAACCUGGAAAGCUUGGAAAUGGGAUUUAAUGACCAGUAUGAGAAUGGCAACAAUGCAAGUGAUUUUGAGAGUGAUUAUGAGAGCGAUUAUGAGAGUGAUUUUGAGAGUGAUUCUAAGGGUGAUGGUGAUAGGUCUGCCACAUACCAUCAUUCGUUUUUUAUCGCAGAAAACCAAGCCGUCCAGUUUCCCAAGCUUGAAAAUUUAUUUUUAGCAAAUUUGGUGAUUACUUUGAAGGAUUUACUUGCAGACAAUGUUCAACAUAAAAUUCCCGUGUUUGAAGACCUACAAACAUAUGAAGGCAUAGAAUGGCUAAGUGAAAAACGCACCCAAAAUACGAAAAUACACAUUACAAAGUGGUAUUGUUCCAAGAUGUCAAAAAAAGCAGGGUAUGGUGGAAAAUAUGUUAACUAUGGCAGUUACAUUCGUGAAACUAAUUUGGCACUAGAUGAAGAGACGAUGUGCAAUAUUGGAAAUAGUAUUGCAAUGCAGCCAGGCAAUAUUGAUUGCUCAAGCCUGUGCAAACUCUGCUUGCUCUAUGACAUGGGAAUCAGUGAGAUCAUCGUGAUUUUGCACCACCUGCCAAACCUUACGGAACUGGAGAUAUGUCACUUUGUAUGCCAGGGCUAUGUAGAUCCCGAAGGCCAUGGUAUAAAUAAGGAUUUAGAAAGCCCAGUUCAAUCUAUUUGCAGCAGACUCAAGAAAUUGAUGAUAAAAAAGCGCUGGCAAGUAAAUGAUCCACAUUUGGCAAAUGAGUUGGCCAAUUUGUUUAUUCGGAUUAAUUUGUUGAAAUCAGUGUUUGUGCCGCCUGGUAUUCUCAACAUCAUGGGCGGGCUCGCAGAAAAAUACGGCAGGACAUAUCCUCAUAUGAAAACCCUGCAGUACAACGUGUAUGACUCUGAAUUCUGUUGACGUGAACUGCAACCAGAAUGGGUGUGUUGGUAUAUUGGGAUCGGCUGAUCAACCAGCCUUCAUAGCUGCUGUUGAUCUACCAGAGCUGGAUGCAGCCAGGCAUGAUUACACUACAUUGUUUACCUUUUUAGUUACGCAGUGACACACACC